AACUAUUGAGUCAUACAUAUUUAAACAUAAGCACUAGCGAUUAGUGAUAUCGUACAACACCCAUUUGCUUUAGUAAAGAUAGGGUUAGUGAAAUGUCCAAAAGAACAUUACCACUCUGGAUGAUGGCCCAACGUAAGCCCAUACCGAAGCCAGAAUCUCGAACGGAUGAAAAUCACAGUGAAAAUAAGCCACCGUUCUCGGAGACGAGUCCGUCACUCGAAACGAAUUCCAACGAUGGACCGAAGGACGAACCACCGAAGCGGCGCCUUCGAAGCAACUAUACAUUUCCAUCGGCGGAGAAACAACCGGAUAUGAAGAUCGAAUAUCUUCCGUUUGCGGAAUACCACGGUGUGAUCGAAUACUACACCACCAUGCACGAUAUAGCCUUCUGUUGCCACCAACUGUUGCAGUGGGUACACAGUCAGUUGAGUGAUUCCGCUGCAAGCAUACCGAUAGCAUUCGAUUUGGAGUGGCGAUUCAGCUUCCGGACUGGACCGGGUAAAACAGCGCUGAUGCAGCUAUGUGCCACCACCGACCGCUGCGUGCUGCUGCAAUUGUCGUGCCUGAAGCGACUGCCUUUGGCCCUGCUGGAGCUCCUCUACCAUCCGAGGGUGGUGCUGCACGGAGUGUGCAUCAAGAACGACAUGCGCAAGCUAGCGCGCGACUUCCCGGAGGUGGACGGAGAUCGGUUGAUUUCUAAAUGCUGCGACCUUGGCCAGUGGUACAAUACGCUGCAUGACUCCACUGGUAGGUGGAGUAUGGAGCGGCUUGUGCAAGCCGUCUUGAGGCAGCGCAUCAACAAAAACAAUGCGGUGCGCAUGAGCCGAUGGGACGUGCUACCGUUGAGUGAAGAUCAGAAGUUGUAUGCAGCAAUGGAUGUUUAUAUAACGCAGCAACUGUACCUCAAGCUGACAGAGAAGCAGCAGCAGCAGCUAGCGGAGCAGGAAGUGGAUGCGCAAUUGGAGCAGCAACUGAUAGUAACUCCAUCGGUAUCGAUCGACGUGUUGCCUGCUAAGUGUUUGCCACCAAACUCCGCUCAACAGGACACAAACCACAAACUGCCAGCUGACAAAAGUGCACACGAAUACGAGGAAACAGCAAAGCGGCAGCAUUAG
Messenger RNA from Anopheles coustani, 1115 nucleotides. It is a transcript of the gene WRNexo, whose product is annotated as 3'-5' exonuclease. Gene Ontology annotation, molecular function: 3'-5' exonuclease activity; nucleic acid binding. The transcript has 2 exons. NCBI's taxonomy places the organism in Eukaryota, Metazoa, Arthropoda, Insecta, Diptera, Culicidae. Bases 93 to 1115 code for a protein of 340 amino acids. Gene Ontology annotation, biological process: nucleobase-containing compound metabolic process. The record is from RefSeq and is a predicted model, not a curated record.